AUGGUCACGACCUUGAACGGCGCCAACCACAACACGACUGACGUGCCCGUUUCUCGCAGUAUAAAAGACCUCGCUCAUAGGUCUCUCUCCCUUCACUACCUCAAUACGAACAUCCGCACUCCCUCACACUCUUACACGAUGGGUAGCUUCGUCGAAGCAGGCUGGCACGUCGCUCGCGAACUAUAUUUUGCGGGACGUGAGUGUGGGAUUCUCGUAAACCCUUCUCCGGAGCACGAAUGGCAGCGGUACGUGCGCCAUGUUCGGUGUGAAAUCUGCACAGACGAACGUGCCGCGGCGGCUUGGAAGCUAGGGUUCACGUCUGCCCUCGAGUAUCUACACACGAACAAUGUCCAACGCAACCCACCCCAACCUACACUAUUGUCCACGCCACCAAGGGCACAGACGCUGUCUACGACAUCUGCGAAUGGUGCUUCCGAGCCCCAAAGGGUUCGGACUCAGGACCUUUCGGAGACUGCUGCCGUCAAGGUCGAAGACGUCGAAUACGAUGAAUUGGUAUACGAACCUAUAGAGGAUAAGCUAACGGAUUUGGUUCCAGACGCGGCAACUUUAGCCGUGCUCGAUUGUUUUCUUGUCAGAUGGGACGAGCGAUCCGGGGCGGGCUUGCGCCACGCCAUCGACCAGCGGGGAAACCCGGCUUUGACACCUGCUAUGCUGUACACCGAUGUCGCAGCUCAACCUGAUGGCAACAAGUACAAAGCUGUUGAAAAGAGCGGCGACGCGAAGAUAUUGUGCCCCGUAUGCCUCAAAACGUUCGUGAAUUUGAGGGUUACUGAGCGACACAUCGACGGCUUCUUGUUUUCGAAGGACGCUGUUUCGCCCGAGCAUAUCGAGUACGCGAAGAGCAGUCAGUAUGCAAGCAUUAGGAAGUCCGCGCCGUUGAAGGACCCUGGAUCGUGUCCUUUCUGCGCCAAGCAAAUUCAAGGCGGAAGGGGCGACUCGUUGAAGAGGCACAUAGGGAUGUGUCAGGCGCAUAAUGCGGUCUAG
Molecule: messenger RNA, 1005 nt
Organism: Peniophora sp. CBMAI 1063
Lineage: Eukaryota; Fungi; Basidiomycota; Agaricomycetes; Russulales; Peniophoraceae
Source: the annotation of a GenBank genome assembly